Molecule: messenger RNA, 3343 nt
Organism: Caenorhabditis auriculariae
Lineage: Eukaryota; Metazoa; Nematoda; Chromadorea; Rhabditida; Rhabditidae
Source: the annotation of a GenBank genome assembly
AUGGAAGAAGAAAAAUCGGAAGAUGUCGGAAAAGUCUUUGUUGUCGAGGCCGACGGAGAUUCCAAGAGCUCCUUCGGGGAAAUGUGGGAUUUCGAUCUUUUUCGAUCAUUAAAACUUUUCUGGGAACUGAUUCUGGGAAUAGAAGACUCGAUCAUUUUCGCACCUUGAAACCAGCUUGAAUCAAUUUUAAAAGUCCAAAAGGAACAUCAAGGAGAACACCGAAAAAACAUUUUUCAUUAGAUGAGUUUUGGAAGUCUGUUCAUUGUGUUAGGAGCGCUAUUUUUUUAAAAAGAAUUUUUGAAACUUCAUAGGCGAAUCGAGAAAGGGUUUCGCGAGACCCUCUGAGUUAUAUCGCAGGCUCUGAAGUCUCACGAUGGUACCUCGAGGAUUUUGAGCAAAAUGAGUGGGACUUGAGAAAGACUCAAAUGCCUACAAGAUGGCUCAGAUAUAGCUAAAAGGUAUGCCGGAGGUCUCACGAUGGACACAUUAUGGGGUCUUCACGAUCCAUUUUGAGAGGUACCGUUGUGGACACAUUAUGGUACCUUCUCGAUUCGUCUGUGUUUCUCAAAUGGCUUAGAAAGUAUAUUAACCCGAUUCUUAAAAGUCAGUUUUAUCAUACUUUUUUUGAAGUUUUUCCAAAAAUGCUUCCAGAACCUUAAUAAACAAAGAGCGGUUUGUCAAAGGUUUCAUUUGACUCUUUUUUAAGGGUUUUGGACGAGAAACGGACCUCAUGGCAGUCAAUCUACCUGCUGACUGCCAUCGGAAUGUUUUGCGGUAUUCAAUUUUCCAUUUUCUUCCCGACCUUAUGGCCAUUUCUUAACACGGUUAGUUGAAAAGGGAAAAAGAGAAAAACGGCGGGAUGCAGGUUGAUCCAACCGCCUCGGCGGCUUUCUUCGGCAUCAUCACCGCCGCUUUCUCCGUCGGCCAAGGACUUGCCUCUCCAGCCUUCGGUUUCUGGAUGAAUCGCGCCAAGUCCAGUCAGCUUGUCCAUUCAAUUUUAUGUUUUGGAGUCUUUGGUGGAAAAGAGAUAAGCUCAGAAGGACAAUCUAGGAAUGUGGACAAAAAAUUGUCAGCCUAUUUGUAGAUCCAGCUUUUAUUUUUGGGAAUCAUGUUUCUGUGAGCUCAAUUUUUUAGUAAUCAGGAAUCUUGUAUCAUAAUUAAUCAGAAAGUGGAAGAAUUAUAUGGAUUGAUUGCUACAGUUCGACAACCCCUCGUGUUUGGAAUCGUGGUGAUGAUCGUGUCGAACGUGAUCUUCUGCUUCGUCGAGUCCUUCCCGGAGAAAUACCGUCGCUGGGUGAUGAUGGUGGCGCGGUAAGGCUUCAGAUGCCUCGAUGACACGUCUCAGAUUCUUUAUUGGCAUAGGAGCCGGCACAGUAGGUGUGAUGAGGGCCUAUGGAGCCACAGCCAGCAGCCUCAAGGACCGCGCCAGAGCCAUCACCUUCAUCCAGGCUUCCUACGUCAUUGGAAUGACUCUCGGACCUGGUAUCCAGGUGAGUGCCGUUCAGGUGGAGGCAGCUCAUUUCUGUGCAGGUGGCCUUCACGCCGAUCGGCUAUCCAGGCCUGAAAGCAGGCCGAUUCCAUCUGGACAUGUACACGGCGCCGGCCUGGUUUGCCUCGGUGAUCUCCUUGCUCUCGCUUCUGUUCAUCUUCAUCUUUCUCGAGGAGAACUACGCCGGCGUCGAUGAUAAAGCCGAGGCCGAAGGUUCAGACUCGCGCUUCUCUCUUUCCGUUACCUAUAUUCAGAUUCUUACACGGCAAUGCCGUCUUUCGACAAAUUGCCCGUGGCUAUUUGUGUCGGCACGCAGUUCACUCUUAUGUUUAUCCUGACCAAUCUCGAAACGUUCGUUCUUCAACUUUCAAAUCAACAAAGUCGAUCUGAAAAAUAAACGAAAUAUUUCAUCUACUGAGCGCGAUUAAAGAAAUAUUUUAAUUUUCGCAGAAAAAGCUGAAAAAAAUAAGUUCUUUUUUUGGACUUGAAACAAAAAAAGGGAAGUAAGUUUUCUUGGAAUCUGAUAAAUCUGAUUAUAAACAAACACGAAGAAAGUUCUUUUGAAGGAAAAAAAUCUCGCAAAAGACUCUUUUCGUAUAAAAAUCUUUAAAACCACAAUAAUCUUUUUAGUAUUGGCUCGCUUUAUGCGAAGAUGAUGUGGGGUUGGAGCAACUCCCAAGCAGUGCUCUACACAGGUCCCAAUCUCUUGGUUUCUCUUUUCCAUGUCAUUUCUACAGGUAUAAUGCAAGCUACAAACGGACUCGUUGGCGUCUUGGUUUACGCCUUGUUUGCCGUCAAACUCGGCCAUUAGUUGGUAUUUUUCUCCUUACCCGAGUUACUGCGAACCUUUCCAUUUCAAGAUAUGAAUAGUUUUACUUUCUGAAAAAAGAAGGUCGCAGCCAACGAAGCUUACCAGAAAGCGUAUCUUUUGAGUUAGUAUUAUAAAAAGGAGUCAGACCGGGUGAACAUUCUUCUAAGGUUCAAUGAAAAAUUAAGAGCAGUUAAAUUACAAUAAAAAACUUAUUAGAUUCAGUUUGAAGAUAAGUUUUGAUAAAAUAAUUCAAAACAUCACUAUGCGCCCAAGAAUUGGGAUUUUUUUUAUUGGACUUGUGGUUUUUCAGUAUUUCUCAGGCGCGAGAAAGGAUUUUCACACUGUUUGGAUUGGGCCUAGGUGUGAUAUACCACGUAGCCACCUAUCCGUAUCCAUGGGGACCGCCGCUUCCUUUCGAAAUAAGAAGUUUUUGCUCUUCUUCUCAGAGAAGGAUUUCUUUGUUUUGCAGACGAAACGAAAAAAGGAAAGAACAUGUCGGAAGAACUCGGCUGCAAUCCAGACAAGUAUCGGUGGUGCGACUACACUCGCAACGUUUCUCUUGUCACCAAACAGGCCGAUUUUGAGCUCUUGCAGGUCAACUUUUGGCUGUACGCCUUCAUGUACGGCGUCGUGUUGGGCGCCUGCUUCCCGAUCGUGAACAUCUCCAUGAAUACAAUCUUCAGUAAGAUCCUUGGAGCACGACGGCAGGUUCGUCCAGAAGUUUAUUUGAAGAAUAAAAUCUUGACAGGGAACAAUGCAAGGCAUAAUGCUGAUGGCCGGAAGUUUCGCACGCACAAUAGGUCCCUUACUCGUCUCAUGGAUUUUCCAGGAGUGGGGACCUGAUCCCCUGUGGAUUAUGGAGGUUUUUUUUCUCCCUUCUCAGAAGAACUUUUGAAAAAGUAAAACUGUAGGUGGUGGUCCUCGUCGUGACGAUGGCACUGUGGACGAUUUGGUAUCGUCGCCUGGUUCCACUAAUCACAAAUCCCAAGUUAGAACCCUACGAGUCUUGUAAAUACGACAAAGGGGUUCGAACACGGAUAUAA